AUGAAAGCAACCAAACUUUCAUUCCCUACGCUUCAUUGCCGGCCAUUUUCUUCCACAUCGCCACGCCACAGAGGGCGCGUUAACCUAAUAAGUACUGUGGCAGCAAGCGGGGGAACAAGGGGACGAGAUCACUGGGGCAGGCUUGUGGAUGAGAACAUGAUUGUGCUCCGGUUGCGGAUUAGGGAGAUGAAGAUCUCAGAGACGAAUUACGAUCCACCUUUGAACUGGAUGGAGUGGGAGAAGCAAUAUUCUUUGCGUUACAACGAGGAUAUUUCUGAAGCAUUAGGGUUGCUGCAAAAUUAUUUGAUGAAUACUAGGCCAGGUUUGGCUUUUGGGAUGGUGGCAGUUGUUUUUUUGAGUGUACUCAUAUCUUCUGGGGUGGCCUUGAUUCAUGCAAUAGAGAUAGCUAAGAGGAUCUUAUCGAUCUGGGUUUAA
This is a messenger RNA of Juglans microcarpa x Juglans regia, 435 nucleotides long. RefSeq lists its product as uncharacterized. The coding region runs from base 1 to 435 and encodes 144 amino acids. The transcript has a single exon. NCBI's taxonomy places the organism in Eukaryota, Viridiplantae, Streptophyta, Magnoliopsida, Fagales, Juglandaceae. The record is from RefSeq and is a predicted model, not a curated record.